Molecule: messenger RNA, 2346 nt
Organism: Ceutorhynchus assimilis (cabbage seed weevil)
Lineage: Eukaryota; Metazoa; Arthropoda; Insecta; Coleoptera; Curculionidae
Source: the annotation of a GenBank genome assembly
AUGUCAUCACGCGGAAAAUUAAUGCUUCAAAUGGUGAAAGAGAUGAGCGAGGAAACUACUGAAUGUGAGCCCCAAAGUGAAAAUAAUAUAAAACCUAAGAGUCAAGGUACCUCAGAAAUUAAAGAAGUACAAAUUGAACCCACUUUUUUGCUAAAUUGUGAUGAUGUACAAUUUGAAGCAGAAUCGAGUUCAAUCAUACAAAGUCAAAAAACACCAGAAAAUACUUCUUUUUUGCAACAAGAAAACCAAGCAAAUCCAAGUCAGGUUUUUUCUUUGGAGCCUUUGCAACAAGAAAACAACAAUGUAACCACAAGCAGCAUUGAUUCUUCACAUCAGAAUAUUUUGGGUGAAAAUAUAUUUUAUUCUGUGGCACCUUUGUUUGAAGAUGAUAGUGAGGAAUGUAACAAUGCAGCCAAAAUCAUAUCUGAUUCUCUGGAUAAUCAGCAUGAUAUGCAUAAUGUGGCAGGUCCAAGUAGGGGUAGUUAUUUUUAUCAACACGAUGAUCAUGAGGUGGAAUUAGCUGAUGAUGAUAGUGACGACUCCUCAUUGAUUGGCGAAUCAAGUGGUAGCGAAUAUGAACCUUCCGAAUUAGAAAAUGAGGAAAACGAACCAGAGGAUGAGCAAGAAAACGAACCAGAUGGAGAGCAAGAAAAUGAACAACAAAUUGCACAUUGUAAUGACGACACAGAUUGUGAAGUUCCAAAGACCAAUACAAAUUUGACGAGUAGGGGCACAAAAAGGAUUAAAACGUUCCCAGUUAAAGAAAAAACUUCAAGACGAAGGAUAAGAAAGCCAGAUACGUGGAAAAGGCGAUCAGCAGCAAUUAAAAGGGAAAGGGGAGAAAGUUACAUUUCCUAUAAAAAUCAAAGCGUACCUGCAAAAACUUUCUGCUCUGAAUGUUUAUGCAAUGAACGCUGUAGACUCAAAUGCAGCACAAAGUUCGAUUUAGAUUCACGAAAACUAAUAUUUGAAGGCUUCUAUAAACUUGACAUAAACGCAAAAAAUGCCUUAUUGUUUAGAAGUAUCACACCUUUACCCAUUGUUCGUCAACGUAAAAAUGCUAUUAAGCAUAAAACUUCUUCUUAUAAAUACAGCAUGAUAUUAAAUAACCAACAAGUGUUUGUGUGUAAAUCAGCUUUUUGUGCCUUGUACCAAAUAAGCCGUAAAAAAGUUGAUAUAAUAAAAGAAAAGCUGAAAACUGGAAGCUCAGUCCCAUCUAAAGAUAGACGAGGUAUUCAUACAAACAGGCCCCACAAGAUUAAUGACGAUGUAGAGCAAGCUAUUAUGACUCAUAUAAAAAAGUUUCCAUCAGAGGAAAGUCAUUACUCACGGGAAAGCAACCCACAUAAGAGGUAUUUAGCUCCAAAUCGUAAUAUGUCACUUAUGUAUAGACUGUAUAUUGAAGAAUGCAGAGAACAGAAUAUGCCUGGCUGCUUUUUAGUUAAAAAGUCAACAUAUUCAAGAAUUUUCUCAACAAAAUUCAAUCUAUCAUUUUCUCAUCCGAAAAGUGAUACUUGCAGUAAGUGUGACGCUGGAAAUUCAAAUGCAGAACAUGAAGAAAAUGUUCAACUAGGCUUUCAGUUGAUGUCCAGAGACCGCGAACGUGCUUUAAAAGAUGAAAAGGUGUGCUACAUAACGGUUGACUUACAACAAACUAUGCCUUUACCGAAAAUCACCACGUCUAAAGCAUUUUAUCUUAGACAGAUAUGGUUUUAUAACUUGGGCAUUCAAGUUAUCACAACUGCAGGGCAUAAAUCAGUUAUGCAAACCUGGACUGAAGAUAUAGCCGGCAGAGGAAGCACAGAAGUUCUAUUGAUUUUGAAAGGUGUUUUCAAAGUUAUUGAUCACAAGUUUCCAGAGGUUGGCCAUACUUAUUUAGACUCAGAUCGAGACUUUGGUAGAAUAGAGAAAGUUCUAAGGAAACAAAGCAAUAUUUAUACCCCAGAUCAAUAUAGGCAACUAAUUAAAACAGCCUGCACAAGAAAUUCGACGGUUAAUGACAUGGAAUCAUACUUUCGAGACGCUGAAAUUCCCUUUAGAGACGGCAUUAAAUGGAUUCGGGUUGUUGAAUUCGGAAGUUACCUAUAUAAGGAAUCAUAUGAUGAAUAUGUUCCCUUUAAGAAAGUUUCCCUAUUCAAAAAUAACUCUCCACCUGCAAACUAUGUGCCUCCUACUGAUAUUGAGUUUCCUAGAAUUGGUCACAAAAGAGGGAACAUAUCAGAAAAAAAAAUUGCUAACAUUCGUGAGCAAAUGCCUUUUAUCUUAGAAGAACAUAGAGGCUUCUAUGAAAAUAUCAUUGGUAUUCAAGAAGAGCCCAAGCCGAAAAAAGCACGACGUACCAAAUAA